UCUAGCAAAACUAGAUGCAUUUAUGAUGACAGCAUACUUUAUCUACAUUAUUAUUAGGUACAUCUUGAUUUAAUGGUGGCCAUAUACGCUACGAGAAAUCGUUAUGGUCAGACUGUACAGUUCGAACGGUGCACUUUAUCGUAGCUGGCAUAUAUGCGUAUAUAGCGUGUAUAGCUUAUAAGCUAUACACGCUACGAGAAAUCGUUGCGAUCAGACGGUACAAUAAGCGGCGCCGACGCACACGUGUCAGUGAUGGCUUCGACGGACGACGGUUUAGCAAUUAUUGGAUUAAUAUUCGCCCUGAAGGAAAAAAAAGUGAAGCGGAAAAAUCGUAGCAUCUCGUGUAAAGAAUGGCUAAUGAAAAGAAGAGUUCAUUCUCAUAUCAAUUUGUUGGCGGGAUUAAAGCUUUUUCCAAAAGACUGGCAAUGACUGAAUUUUCUAAGAAUGGAUCACGAUACGUACUUACAUCUACUGAAUUUGGUAGCACCAAUUAUCGAGAAGCAAGACACUAUUAUGAGAAAUGCUAUUCCACCCCACGACAGACUUGUAGCUACUUUGAGGUUUUUAUCAACAGUAAGAAAUUAUGAAGAUUUAAAAUUCUCUAGCAUCAUUUCAUCUCAAGCCUUGGGUCGCAUAAUACCGGAAACCUGUGAAGCUAUAUAUAAGGUUCUCCGCAAAGACUAUUUUAAGUUCCCACGCUCGGAAGAAGAAUGGAAGGAUGUGGCCAAAGUGUUCGAAAAGAGAUGGAACUUUCCGCACUGUCUAGGCGCGAUGGAUGGAAAGCAUAUAGCAAUUUUUCUUCCUGAUGGCUGUGGCUCAGAGUAUUUCAACUAUAAAAACCACCAUAGCAUGGUGUUAUGUGCAAUCGUUGAUGGAAAUUAUCGAUUUCUUUUAUGUGAUUUUGGAACAAAUAGAAGAAUUUCAGAUCGUGGCGUACUCACAAACACUAAGUUUUUUGAAAAAUUUGAUAAUAAUCAGUUGUGUAUUCCAACCGACACAGUUGUCGCAAAUAGCACUAGAAAAUUGCCUUAUGUGUUUGUGGCUGACGAUGCGUUUCUACUUAGAACAGAUUUAAUUAAGCCAUUUCGACAAGCAGACUUGACCACAAAUAAAACCAGAAUUCUAAAAUACCGCGUAUCACGAGCAAGGCGCAUUGUCGAAAAUGCGGGAUUUUGGCAUCUCGAUUUAGAAUUUUUCACACAAAAAUUAGUCUUGAUCCGAAAAGAAUAGAGUCUGUCGUGAUGGCCAGUUGUGCUUUACAUAAUUAUUUAAUGAAGACUUCAGAAAGUUCUUACUGUCAACAAGAAUGCUUCGACGUAGAAAAUGUUGAUGACGGGUCAAUAACCCAAGGAUAUGAUACAAUGAAUUCAGCGAUAGUUAAUUUGCAACGAAGAAAUCUUGGUAAUACUUCGAUUGCCGCAAAAAAAGUCAGAGAAGAGUACAUGGAAUAUUUUGCAAGUGAAGGCAGCGUUCCGUGGCAAAAUAAUUUUAUACGUUAACUCUUUGAGAAUAAACGAUUUGAUAAAAAAG
Leptidea sinapis is the source of this 1530-nucleotide messenger RNA. RefSeq lists its product as uncharacterized. Lineage: Eukaryota; Metazoa; Arthropoda; Insecta; Lepidoptera; Pieridae. The record is from RefSeq and is a predicted model, not a curated record.